GAGGCCGCGGGCGAGACCCGGCGGGCGGCCCUGACCCGCGUGCACCGGCGGAGGUGCGACCGCGAGCGGGGGGCUGCCGAGCUGGACGGCGAUGCCGACGAGCAGGCGCCGGAGCUGGCGGAGGGCACCGCGGCAGCGCAGGCGCCGGAGCUGGCGGAGGGCACCGCGGCGGCGGAUGACGCCGCUCCUGUCCUGCAGGAGAGCGCCGGGGCCGUGCCAGAGGCGCCGGAGCUGGCGGAGGGCACCGCGGCGGCGGACGACGCCGCUCCUGUCCUGCAGGAGAGCGCAGGGGCCGUGCCAGAGGCGCCGGAGCUGGCGGAGGGCACCGCGGCGGCGGACGACGCCGCUCCUGUCCUGCAGGAGAGCGCAGGGGCCGUGCCAGAGGCGCCGGAGCCGGCGGAGGGCACCGCGGCGGCGGACGACGCCGCUCCUGUCCUGCAAGAGAGCGCCGGGGCCGUGCCAGAGGCGCCGGAGCUGGCGGAGGGGACCGCGGCGGCGGACGACGCCGCUCCUGUCCUGCAGGAGAGCGGGGUCUGCCUGAG
Molecule: messenger RNA, 542 nt
Organism: Prorocentrum cordatum
Lineage: Eukaryota; Dinophyceae; Prorocentrales; Prorocentraceae
Source: the annotation of a GenBank genome assembly